This is a messenger RNA of Lolium perenne, 489 nucleotides long. Lineage: Eukaryota; Viridiplantae; Streptophyta; Magnoliopsida; Poales; Poaceae. The record is from RefSeq and is a predicted model, not a curated record.
AUGGCCGCCACCCCGCCAUCCAGCGCCGCGCCCUCCCCAACAGCAACGCCUGAGCAGACCAGGAAGAAGAGCCUCGCCGUAGCCCCGGCGACCACGGCCGAGCCAGCACGAACAGGGGUGAACCCGAGCCGGCCCGCCGGAGCCCAUCUGGGCCCGAGCGCGCACCGCGACGCUUGCACCGCUGCACCACCGCCAAGCCCCACCACGCCUGCACCACUGCACCACCGCUGCUCCCCGUCCGCGCGCCAUCACCUCCGCCAGCGCCCAGCCGCUGGCCCGAGCGCCCGCCGCCCCGCAACCGACGAGCUCCCUCUUGCCAGGGGACGCGGGGGGGAAGGAAAACCGCCCCGCCGCCACCUUCCCCGGGUGGCACGCGGCUUUGCCCGGGCCCCCUCAGGCGGCGGCGAAGCAGGGAGGAGAGGGUACUCCCCUGAUCCGACCGCCAUCGGCUCCAACGUGCACCCCAUGAUCAACCAUUCACUUGCGUGA